CACUCAUUCAAUCAUUUAUUUGGCUGAAUAGAGUUCUGGCAUUAUAGCUGAUGUCAGUUCGUGAUGAAAAGCCUAAAUAUAAUUCCUAACCUUAACCAUCAAAUUUAUUAGGCAGGCACUCUCAAGGCCAUUUUAGAGUCGCUCAAAGGUCGUCCAUAGAAGUCUCAUCGCGUGCGAAAUGUCGCGGUGGCGCACCAAUCGCUUUAUGACGGCUUGACCUUCAAGUGCUCAGUGACCUCCAUCAGUGAACGAUACCCCUAGGAUCGUCCUGGUUGCGGAAAUCAGCGCAAAAAAUGACAAGAUUUGUCAAGCUAAUUUGCUUCCAAGUCCCAUCGGUAAAGCUAAGUGUCUCACGUUUCCCCUAUCAACAAUGGCCAGUAAGGCCAUAUCGUUCAGUUAGUUCAGCGAGUAACAGCUCUGUCACCCCAUCAGAAAAACGUGAAAACCUUCCACUAGCUAGUGUAACUGAGAAAGUAAAACAAACGACUAAAGAUGUUGGGUAUUUUACGGUAGUCCUUGGUGGCUUUGUGCUUACAGGCACCAUCUUAUAUGCAAUAAUUCAUGAACUUUUUUCAUCCAGGAGCCCUAAUGGUGUUUAUGACGAUGCCUUCAGAAUUUGUAAGACUGACAGUCGAGUGCUUGAUUGUUUUGGAAGUUCUCUCAAGGCUCGUACCAGCCCCGAUAGUCGUCGUAGAAGACAAAAUAUUGCCUAUGACUCAUGGCAUGAUGACAAAAGUCGACUGCAUAUGGCAAUGAAAUUUUACAUUAAAGGCAAUUUGGCAUCUGGUGUAGUUUAUCUCGAGGUUGUUGAAAAAACCAUACUCAUCGCUACCUAAAUCUGAAAACACUAGUUUAUUGGUAGGAAACCUUCGUACAUUUCACAUCCCGCAGCAUAAUUGUUUUCAUUGUAAUAAUUCGAAGUGGUAUACAUUUUUGGUAGAUCAUACAUCCUCCGCCUGUUCAAAAUUUUCUAUUCGCUAGCUUGUUAAAUAACCAUCCAAAUGAAUACAAUGAAAGUGAGUUCCAUAAGUCUGCAUGUAAAACACAUACCUUAUUUCGCGAUUUAAAAUGUAGAGAUAGGCAUCUUUUUCAUAAUGAACAAAUCAGUCUCACCAUAUUAACUUUCCCAUGGUACGACUGAGGGUGAAGAGAGUUCACUCUCCCUUUCGAAAUUCUCUCACAUGGCCAUGCGUAUAUAGCCACUACCAGGGAGGUCCUACUCACUGCCUUCCCGCGGCGUGGGUGUAGUUUACGAAAGUGAGAGGACGUAAAGCGAAUGUCUGGCGCCUUAACCGGGUUAGCGGGUUUGGAGCAUCCACCUAGGGGAGUUGGAAAAC
Messenger RNA from Schistosoma mattheei, 1337 nucleotides. Lineage: Eukaryota; Metazoa; Platyhelminthes; Trematoda; Strigeidida; Schistosomatidae. The record is from the annotation of a GenBank genome assembly.